AGCAAGAAACGCAUGACAAAUCACGUGAUUUUCCACUCAUUUAAAAUAUCACAAUCGAAAGCCAAGCAAAACAUUUCGCCAAGUGUCUUCGAGAGGUAGUUGUUUUUUUUGGCAUACUUGACAACCGGAAGCGAUGUGGCGAACGGCGUUCCUGUUGCUUUUGGCUGGGCUGUCAAUCAGCUCGGCCCGGCCCCGCCACCCUCCGCUCUCCCAUGAGAUGGUCAACUACAUCAACAAGGCCAACACUACCUGGAAGGCCGGCCACAACUUUCAGAACGCGGACUACAGCUACGUCAAAAGGCUCUGUGGAACCCUGCUCGAUGGACCCAAACUUCCUAUCAUGGUGCAGUAUGCCGCCGAUGUGAAGCUUCCUGCCAGCUUUGACCCCAGAGAGCAGUGGCCAAACUGCCCCACUUUGAAAGAAGUCCGAGACCAGGGUUCUUGUGGCAGCUGCUGGGCGUUUGGCGCCGCCGAGGCCAUCUCCGACCGCCUUUGUAUCCACAGCAAUGCCAAGGUCAGCGUGGAGAUCUCCUCGGAGGACCUCCUGACCUGCUGCGACAACUGUGGCAUGGGGUGUAACGGCGGGUAUCCAUCCGCUGCGUGGAACUUCUGGGCCACAGAGGGGCUGGUCUCCGGAGGGCUGUACGACUCUCACGUCGGUUGCAGGCCCUACAGCAUCCCUCCAUGUGAGCAUCACGUCAAUGGUUCACGACCCGCCUGUACAGGAGAGGAAGGCAACACCCCUGACUGUGUCCUGAAAUGUGAAGUUGGAUACACGCCUGACUACAAACACGACAAACACUUUGGUAAAAGUUCAUACGGCUUGCCCUCUGAUGAGAAGCAGAUCAUGGCUGAACUCUACAAGAACGGACCGGUGGAGGGCGCUUUCACCGUCUAUGAAGACUUCCUGAGCUAUAAGUCUGGUGUGUACCAGCAUGUGUCUGGCAACCCCGUAGGAGGUCAUGCCAUCAAGGUGUUGGGCUGGGGAGAGGAAGGAGGAACUCCUUAUUGGCUGGCUGCCAACUCCUGGAACACCGACUGGGGCGAAAACGGUUUCUUUAAGAUCCUGCGAGGCCAGGACCACUGUGGCAUUGAGUCUCAGAUGGUGGCUGGCAUCCCCUUGUAAUCGGGACGAGGAACCACGAAACGAUGGGAGAGGGACGCUGCAGAUUCACUAGUCCUGUCCACUAGAGGGAAGCCUUUCAUUUUGGCUGGUAUUCAUAGUGGAUCUAAUGCCCAGUUCCAAAUAGACCCCUAACCUGCCCCACGCCUAGGCACCACUGUAGUUCUACAAAGGGAAAGACAGCGAUGCUGUCAUUUAAUUCAUAGCUUUCCUAACCUGGGUCCCUAGGUUGAUAUUAAGGGUACUGGCUAUGGGUCGAUUUGAAACCGGGCAUGCAUGGAUGGGUCAUGGCUGAUCUUAAAAGGUUUAUUUGGUAAUUUUUAAUUUUUUUUAAACCACUGGUAAUGUAUUUGGCACGAUUUCAAUGAUGGCUCGUGCCAAAUUAAUGACAGAGUAUCUCCGGUGGCUCUGGCUGAACGGCACGCUGGGUGUGUCCCAAUUGUCUGUAGUGGCUUCCUGGUAUCCUUGCAGGCACUGUUCUUACGACAGACAGAAAGCAGCAUGGUAGGAUGCCUGCUGCAUAUCUGCUUUCACCUGUCCAGUUGUGAAAUGUCAGUGGAGGAAGCCACUGUGAACUGUUGAGACAAUCCCUGGUGAGUGACUAGAUGUUUGUAUUAUUGAGCCAAUGGGAACAAGAUUGCUAGCAGUGCUAGCUGCCCUCCCUGUUUGCCAUUUCACUACAAUGACUGGUGUGAGCCUUUUUAAAUGUUUUAGUCUUUAACUCCCUUUUAGUCAAUCAAUCACUGACUUGAGUUUUGCUGCACUAUAUAUAUUUUUUUAAACUUGGCUCAUGGAAGAACUUUGCCCCGAGUAGUUUUGUACUGACAGGUUGUGAAUUGAUUGCUGUUUUUAAUGCUUCUCUCCCUGCUCUGACCAAAUGUUCUGGAAUGAUUUGUAUUGAAUUACAUAUAAUAAAAUGGAAAAGACACCUGAA
This is a messenger RNA of Esox lucius (northern pike), 2057 nucleotides long. It is a transcript of the gene ctsba, whose product is annotated as cathepsin Ba. Lineage: Eukaryota; Metazoa; Chordata; Actinopteri; Esociformes; Esocidae. Gene Ontology annotation, cellular component: lysosome. Bases 134 to 1126 code for a protein of 330 amino acids. Gene Ontology annotation, biological process: regulation of catalytic activity. The record is from RefSeq and is a predicted model, not a curated record. Gene Ontology annotation, molecular function: cysteine-type endopeptidase activity. The transcript is spliced from 9 exons.